AGUGAGCACCAGCUUUAGUUCCAAAAUAUAUCUCAUCACACACACACCCCAAAAAAGAGUGAUCAUAUCGAGCAAAACUAAAUGGCUCCAAAGUCUCUCCUGGUGAUUUUCUGCUUGUCCCUGCUGGCUAUAGCUUCAUCAUCAGACACUACUACUAGUAGUGAUGAGUCGGUGGGGCUGGCAGCAAACUUCUACAAAGAUUCAUGCCCACAAGCCGAAGACAUCAUCAAAGAACAAGUGAUGCUGCUCUACAAACGCCACAAGAACACUGCCUUCUCUUGGCUUAGAAACAUCUUCCAUGAUUGUGGUGUUGAGAGCUGUGAUGCAUCGCUGCUUCUGGACUCAACAAGGAGGACAUUGUCAGAGAAAGAGACGGACCGAAGCUUUGGACUUCGAAAUUUCCGGUAUCUUGAAACCAUCAAGGAGGCCGUCGAGAGGGAGUGCCCAGGGGUUGUAUCUUGUGCUGAUAUUCUUGUUCUUUCUGGCCGGGAUGGAAUUGUCGCGCUAGGAGGGCCACACAUACCUCUAAAAACAGGGAGAAGGGAUGGAAGGAAGAGCAGGGCUGAUAUUUUGGAGCAAUACCUCCCAGAUCACAAUGAGAGCAUGACUGUGGUUCUUGAAAGGUUCAAGAAUAUUGGCAUUGACACCCCCGGAGUUGUUGCCCUACUAGGUUCUCACAGUGUUGGGAGGACUCAUUGUGUGAAGCUGGUGCACCGUCUCUAUCCGGAGGUGGACCCUGCUUUGGACCCGGGUCAUGUUGAGCACAUGCUUCACAAGUGCCCGGACGCUAUCCCUGACCCAAAGGCCGUGCAAUACGUGAGAAAUGACCGCGGCACCCCAAUGAAGCUCGACAACAAUUAUUACAGGAACAUUUUGGACAACAAGGGAUUGUUGAUUGUUGAUCAUCAAUUGGCAAAUGACAAGAGGACUAAACCAUAUGUGAAGAAAAUGGCAAAGAGCCAAGAUUAUUUCUUUAAACAUUUUGGAAGAGCCAUCACCAUUCUUACCGAAAACAAUCCACUCACUGGCACUCAAGGUGAGAUCAGAAAACAAUGCAAUGUUGCCAACAAACACCAUUAAAUUAAACAAGAAGCUUAUUUAUCAGUACUUUAAUGAUGUUGUUGAGAAUAAAAGGAGGAUGAUGAUGGUGUGAGCAUCAUGCAUGCUGGCUUCCAAUGUGUUUUUAUUAAAUGUAGGGCAUGUUGUUUCUUUAAUUACUUUUUAUUUAUGUGUUUUGAGGAAAGUGAAUGAAUGUAGAUAUGGAUGGAUGGUGGAGUAGAUUAAUUAAUGUAUGGAUGUAUGCAUAAGAUGGUUGUUGAUCAAGAGCUCUACAAUUAAUCUAAUGCUUUCUUUGCUUUUGUGUGUA
Molecule: messenger RNA, 1366 nt
Organism: Erigeron canadensis
Lineage: Eukaryota; Viridiplantae; Streptophyta; Magnoliopsida; Asterales; Asteraceae
Product: peroxidase 42
Exons: 4
Coding region: 82-1080 (332 amino acids)
Biological process (GO): response to oxidative stress; hydrogen peroxide catabolic process
Molecular function (GO): peroxidase activity; heme binding
Source: RefSeq, a predicted model, not a curated record